This is a messenger RNA of Guillardia theta CCMP2712, 584 nucleotides long. RefSeq lists its product as hypothetical. The transcript has a single exon. The coding region runs from base 104 to 262 and encodes 52 amino acids. NCBI's taxonomy places the organism in Eukaryota, Cryptophyceae, Pyrenomonadales, Geminigeraceae. The record is from RefSeq and is a predicted model, not a curated record.
UUUCCUAUCAAUCUGUGUUGGUUCAUGCCUUGCUCUCAUUCCUUUCUCUUCCCUCGUAUUUUGAUUUGACAAUCGCUUGCCACAGCAACGCAGUGCCUUCAGCAUGGGCCAACUGACCGAUGACUGCAAAGAGGAGUUGAUGCACGAAGGAUUCGAAUGGAGCAACACGCCAGAGAUGGAUAUAAUUUGCUUUCAGAAUGUUUCAUCCAACCACACGGUAUCUCCUUCCAGCUUCCGCUUUGUUUGUGUAGAUUUCCUUUGAUCUUUUUCUUUCUCAUUCUGCCUAUCUCCUUUUUCUCCUUGUGACUGCACGAAUUUCCUCCUCAUAAUCGGAGGACUUGGCUUCACGACUCACUGCAUGUUGCAAACAACAGAUGGCAUCGUCGAGUUGGUCCAAAACGCGACUAAGUGAGGAGCAAGUUGCGAAAAUCUUCCUUCUCCGACCAAACUUCGCCAAUGUGUCGACCUUCGACUUGAGUAAGGCUCCUUUCCUGCACCGCCCCGCCCUUGACUGGGCAACUUGCGGGAACUUGCAGGCAAGUCUUACAAAGUGAGCAAGAAGACGAUAAGAGACAUCUGGAACU